This is a messenger RNA of Humulus lupulus (European hop), 1464 nucleotides long. Its product is annotated as floricaula/leafy homolog. The record is from RefSeq and is a predicted model, not a curated record. The transcript is spliced from 3 exons. NCBI's taxonomy places the organism in Eukaryota, Viridiplantae, Streptophyta, Magnoliopsida, Rosales, Cannabaceae. Gene Ontology annotation, molecular function: DNA binding. The coding region runs from base 30 to 1331 and encodes 433 amino acids. Gene Ontology annotation, biological process: regulation of DNA-templated transcription.
AAUAGCAGUAGUAAGGAAGAGUACUGAGAAUGGAUCCCGAUACCUUCACGGCGAGCUUGUUCAAGUGGGACCCGCGGGGGCUAGUGUCUCCGUCAUCGGUGGGAGUCCCGCAGUUGGUACCGUCGGCGGCGUACGCAGCGGCGGCAGUGAGGCCUGCGAGGGAGCUGGGUGGCUUAGAGGAGCUUUUCCAUGCGUACGGGAUCAGGUACUACACGGUGGCUAAGAUAGCGGAGCUAGGGUUCACAGUAAGGACUCUAGCCAACAUGAGGGACGAGGAGCUCGACGACAUGAUGAAUAGCCUCUCACAUAUCUUUCGGUGGGAACUACUUGUUGGAGAACGGUACGGCAUCAAAGCCGCUGUACGAGCAGAACGACGCCGUUUGGAAGAAGACUACGACUUAUCUCGCCGCCGCUCCGCUGACACCCCAACCAACGUCAUCGACUCUCUCUCCCAAGAAGGGCUGUCGGAGGAGCCAGUGCAGCAAGAGAAGGAGAUGGUGGGGAGUGGCGGAGGUGGGGGAAGGUGGGACCAGGCAGUGAUGACUGUUGAGAGGAGGAGCAAGAAGCAAAGACGGCGGAGCUCAAAGGGGGCCCAACGAAGAGUGAUGGCGGUGGAUAGCAACAUUCACGAAUUCGUCAACGACAUGAACGACGCUGCGGAGGACGAGGAUGAUGAUGACGACGACGACGACGAUGAGGACAAUGUCGUUUUUGGGAAGGUAAGCGGUCGAGGUAGUAGUAGCACGGAUCACAGGAUUAGCUGCGAGAGACAGCGGGAGCACCCCUUCAUUGUGACGGAGCCUGGGGAGGUUGCGCGUGGCAAGAAGAACGGUCUGGAUUACCUCUUCCAUCUCUACGAGCAGUGCCGUGAUUUCUUGAUCCAAGUCCAGAGCAUCGCCAAGGAGCGCGGUGACAAAUGCCCUACCAAGGUGACAAACGAGGUGUUUAGGUUUGCGAAGAAGGCUGGGGCGAGCCACAUUAACAAGCCGAAGAUGAGGCACUACGUGCACUGUUACGCGCUGCAUUGCCUAGAUGAGGAGGGGUCCAAUGCGCUGCGGCGGGCGUACAAGGAGAGGGGCGAGAACGUUGGGGCGUGGCGGCAGGCAUGCUACAAGCCCCUCGUCGCCAUCGCCGCUCGCCAGGCUGCCUGGGACAUCGACUCCAUCUUCAGCACCCAUCCGCGCCUCUCCAUUUGGUACGUCCCCACUAAGCUCCGUCAGCUCUGCCACGCGGAGCGCAAUGCAGCGGCCGCCACUGCCUCAACGCCUUCCGCGCCGUCUACGGCCACUGCGUGCUCCGCCUCAGCUGCUGCUCAUCUCCUUCCCUUCUAAUCAAUUGAUAUAUAUAUAUAUAUAUUCUGCUGUAAACUGUAAUUUAAGUUUAUUUUUCUAGUGUGUUUACGUGAUAUUUCAUGGAUGGUGUGUGACAUUUGACUUAAUUUUGAUCCAUACAUAUUUGACUUAA